GCACCGAGGUUGUAGCGUGCGCGUGUCAGUUAUGAAUUCUGUCAGCUUGUGUGAGUUGCGAUGACUCAUCGCGGUGGUGGAUACAUAAGCGGCCGUGAAGCACAAGGAUCAUCCUCCUCCUCCUCCUCCACUCUAAUAAGCUUCUCCCAACUUGAAGAAGGCUCAAGCACCGCCCCACUACAACUCAUCAUCAUCAGAAGCAAAAAAGAAGAUGGCUGUCUCUGUCUCCUCCUCAUCCAUCCUUGUGCUCCCGUUCCUCUUGCUCUGCUCGCUCGCUUCCGCCUGCGACCGCUGCGUUCACCACUCCCGAGCCUCCUUCCUCACAUCGUCGCUCACCCUCGCCGCCGGUUCUUGCGGGUAUGGCAAGGUGGCCGGGUCCUUCAGCGGCGGCAUGCUCGCCGCGGCCGGCCCGGACCUGUACCGAAAAGGCGUCGGCUGCGGCGCGUGCUUCCAGGUGCGGUGCAAGGACGGCGAGCUCUGCGGCACGGCCGGCGCCAGGGUGGUGGUGACGGACCGCGCCAGGACGAAGGGGAACGGCACGGACCUGGUGCUCGGCAGCCCGGCGGUCGCCGCCAUGGCCCGCCCCGGCAUGGCCGCGCGGCUCGCCAAGCUCGGCGCCGUCGACGUGGAGUACAAGAGGGUGCCGUGCGAGUACAGUGGGAGGAACCUGUCGGUGCGGGUGGAGGAGCGGAGCCGCCCGACCAGCGAGCUCGCCAUGACCUUCCUCUACCAGGGCGGCCAGACCGACAUCGUCGCCGUCGACGUCGCGCAGGUGGGUUCGUCGAACUGGAGGUUCUUGACGCGUGACCAUGGCCCGUCGUGGAGCACGAAGCUGGCGCCGGCGGGGCCGCUGCAGAUGAGGAUCGUGGUGACCGGCGGGUACGACGGGAAGUGGGUGUGGGCGGAGCGGGAGGUCCUGCCGAGCGGGUGGCGCGCCGGCGAGGUGUACGACACGGGCGUCCAGAUCACGGACAUCGCCCAGGAGGGGUGCUUCCCAUGCGACACGCAGGAGUGGAGGUGAGGCCGCGAGACGCAACGCAAGCUGGAGUGAACGACAGCUGCUACGUGACGAGAGUCAACAAGAAGAGGAUGAAGCUCCUCGUCACUGCCAAUUUCGGUUCGAAGGAUAGAGUUAACUGAGGAGGUGACACCUAGAGUCCUGGUCACCUCGGCGACGUUUCUUUUUCGCUUAUCCAACUCUUGAGUACAUAAGCCGCUGCUGACGUGUAAGAUAAGUAUAGUAGACUAGUGGUAAUGAAGCUAUGUUAGAGCAUCCCA
Lolium rigidum is the source of this 1278-nucleotide messenger RNA. RefSeq names its product expansin-like A1. Gene Ontology annotation, cellular component: extracellular region. Bases 212 to 1021 code for a protein of 269 amino acids. NCBI's taxonomy places the organism in Eukaryota, Viridiplantae, Streptophyta, Magnoliopsida, Poales, Poaceae. The transcript is spliced from 4 exons. The record is from RefSeq and is a predicted model, not a curated record.